Molecule: messenger RNA, 1237 nt
Organism: Anopheles arabiensis
Lineage: Eukaryota; Metazoa; Arthropoda; Insecta; Diptera; Culicidae
Gene: Npc2a
Product: NPC intracellular cholesterol transporter 2 homolog a
Exons: 4
Coding region: 317-790 (157 amino acids)
Biological process (GO): intracellular cholesterol transport
Molecular function (GO): sterol binding
Source: RefSeq, a predicted model, not a curated record
UCGUGCCGUUUAAAAACGUGCCAGCGUUCGAAGCGAUCGGACGUGUGCUCUCUUCCCUACAAAAAUCACAGUAGCCUUUGUCGCGUCGACCAGCAGUGUAGUAGUGGCCUCCGUGACCCGUACCUGAUAACAACACAAACAAGCGUUUCUGCUUUCCACUGCUCUCCAGCCUUUUGCAGAAUCAUCACCACCAGCGCGCGCGUCUACCGAAGCCUGCCGUGACUAAUCAGCCGGGCAACAAAAAAGCGCAACACAGUUGCAGUGGGAAAAAAAACAAAGAAACAAAGUGCGUUAAACACACACACACACACACACCAUGACUAACAAAUCGGCCGCCGCCUUUCUUCUCGUGGGAGCUGUUUGUCUCACACUGAUGCCAACUUUAACCUCGGCGGCGGAGUUUGCUAACUGCGCAAAUGAAACGGCGAUCGGGAAGUACACGCAGGUCGAGGUGUCGAACUGUGCCGACAGUGAUAAUUCCUGUGUCCUGAAGCGCAACUCCAACGCUACCAUCUCCAUCACCUUCACCAGUGGCGAAGAUCUGUCCGAACUGAAGGCGGUCGUGCACGGCAUCAUCCUCGGCAUGGAGGUACCGUUCAAGCUGCCGAACGAUGACGGCUGCAAGGACAGUGGACUGGAGUGCCCGCUCACGAAGGACACCAGCUACCGGUACAGCACCACCCUGCCGGUCCUCAAGCAGUACCCCAAGGUUUCCGUCGAGGUCAAGUGGGAGCUAAAAGCAGGUGACAAGGAUGUGCUUUGCGUGCUGAUUCCGGCCAAAAUACAGUAAGGAGCGCGGAGUAUGCGCCAUCGCCGACGGGUUUUCCCUCGGCACAGCCAAACCCUAACACGUGCUUUUUGCCCCCCUCCCAUCUCCUCUUUCUGUACGCUCUUCUUUCACUGGGCGAGCUUCCGGUAAGGCGAUCGAAAGAAUAAAAGCCGGCAAGCCGAGGCAAUUGACGAUGAUCAGACUCCAUUAAACGGUGCCGCUGCAUUGCUUCCAAGACGCGGACCACCACCGGCGCCGACGGCAGUACCAACAGCCAAACAAAAAGCCCCCACAACCCAUCCCGCCGGAUGGGUGCAUUAUAUACCCUCUUUGUCCGACCCCCGGUACAGUGCAGUGAGCGUACGGUGGUGGUGCUGCUGCUGCUGCCGCUCCUUAAUCCGUUAAUUAGAUUACAAUUGAGUGCGGCUUUUACAAUCCAACCCAAUAAAAAGAUCAACCACACACACA